Messenger RNA from Uranotaenia lowii, 2312 nucleotides. RefSeq names its product V-type proton ATPase subunit H (gene VhaSFD). The transcript is spliced from 8 exons. The record is from RefSeq and is a predicted model, not a curated record. Lineage: Eukaryota; Metazoa; Arthropoda; Insecta; Diptera; Culicidae. Bases 146 to 1813 code for a protein of 555 amino acids. Gene Ontology annotation, cellular component: vacuolar proton-transporting V-type ATPase, V1 domain; lysosomal membrane. Gene Ontology annotation, molecular function: proton-transporting ATPase activity, rotational mechanism; protein binding. Gene Ontology annotation, biological process: proton transmembrane transport.
AUGACAUUCAGCUGAGCUCGGAUUUUCCAUUACGGAUUCUGGCUGUGCUGGCUGUUUGGGUGUCAAUCGCUGAGGAAAAAUUGAUUUUCCGAGAAAAUUGUUUAAUUUUUCGCACACGGUUGAACUGUAACUGCAACACAUCACCAUGUCGGAGGUUCAGGAUCUAAUGUCGUCCCUUCCGGAUGACAAAAUUGACAUGAUUGCCGCUACCAGUGUUCUUCAGCAGCAGGCCGGGGACAUCCGUCAGAAUAAUCCCAACUGGUCCUCUUACAAGCAAUCCCAGAUGAUUUCACAGGAAGAUUAUUCCUACAUCGUCAGCUUGGAUAACAAGAAAACUGCGGGUCAAUUCCUGCAGGAAAAUCCUGGCCAGUGCGCCAAAACGUUUUUGAAUCUACUGUCGCACGUAUCCAAGGAUCAGACAAUCCAGUACAUUCUGGUCAUGAUUGACGAUUUGUUACAGGAAGAUCGUUCUCGAGUCCAGAUCUUCCACGACUACGCUAACAAGCGCAAGGAAAGUGUCUGGGCGCCUUUCUUGAAUCUACUCAACCGCCAGGACGGAUUUAUUGUCAACAUGGCCGCGCGAGUCGUUGGAAAAUUGGCGUGUUGGGGCCAAGAGCUGAUGCCCAAGUCCGAUCUGCACUUUUAUUUGCAGUGGCUCAAAGAUCAACUAACUGUGGUUGCUCAAAAAUUGUUGAAAGAAAUGGAAGCAGCAGAAAAGAAGCGUCAGGAAGAAGCGGCUGCAGCGCACCAACAUCACGGGCAUCAUGGACAUCACGCUCAUCACGGUGGCGGCGAUCACCAUCACCAUAACCACCAUCAUCACCACCACCAGAUCACGGAAAAGUAUCGUGAGAUUUCUAGUGCCAUCGACGAGCCUCGCCAGCGAGCUGAGGGCGAAGAACAUCACGUCUUCGUAACGAACAACGAAUAUAUUCAAUCAGUUGGACGCUGUCUGCAAAUGAUGCUCCGCAUCGACGACUACCGUUUUGCAUUCGUCACUGUCGAUGGUAUCAGUACGUUGAUCAGCAUUCUGUCCUCGAGGGUUAACUUUCAGGUUCAAUACCAGCUGGUUUUCUGCCUGUGGGUCCUGACCUUUAACCCAUUGUUGGCAGAAAAAAUGAACAAGUUCAACGUUAUCCCAAUCCUGGCCGAUAUCCUCAGCGACAGUGCCAAGGAAAAAGUAACUCGCAUAAUUUUGGCGGUGUUCCGCAACAUGAUUGAAAAGCCCGAAGAUUCCCAAGUUGCCAAGGAGCACUGCAUUGCCAUGGUGCAAUGCAAGGUGAUGAAGCAGCUCCAGAUCCUGGAACAGCGUCGUUUCGACGAUGAGGAUAUUAGUGCUGACCUGGAGUUCUUGAUCGAGAAACUACAAAACUCUGUUCAAGAUUUGAGCUCCUUCGACGAGUACGCUACUGAAGUGAAGAGCGCUCGCCUCGAAUGGUCGCCGGUGCACAAGUCGGCCAAGUUCUGGCGCGAGAAUGCGCAACGUUUGAACGAGAAAAACUACGAAUUGCUGCGUAUUUUGGUUCAUUUGCUGGAAACCUCCAAGGAUCCUCUAGUUCUUUCCGUUGCCAGUUACGAUAUCGGAGAGUAUGUGCGUCACUAUCCGAGAGGAAAGACCAUCAUCGAACAACUGGGUGGAAAGCAGCUGGUAAUGCAAUUACUUAGUCAUGACGAUCCGAACGUCCGAUAUGAAGCUUUGCUCGCCGUGCAGAAGCUGAUGGUUCACAAUUGGGAAUAUCUUGGCAAGCAGCUGGAAAAGGAAAACGAAGGCAAGAACCAGCCAGGAGGCACGGCAAUCACUGGAAAGGCUUAAAUUUCAGAUUAAUCGGAAAACCGAAGUUGUUGAGUUUUGAUUGAUUAAUGUGUUAAGUUGCGACAUAAUAGGCAAACGAAAAAUCCCAUUUUCUUAAUCCUUAGGCCGCUCACAUUCCCUUUUGCCGUUGAAAUCAGCUUCUUUCCGCAAUAUUUAAGAGUUUUACAAUAACAACUGUUGAACUCGACUAUCUGUGUGCGUGGCCCUAAAAAAGUCCUUCAUAUACGCUCAGAUGAUUUAAAGAAGAGUCCGAGAAUCAAGAAAAAGAUGUUAAACCCAAGGUUAUUUUUAUUUUGUUCCAGAUGUAUUAUUGAUCAAAUAAAUCUAGGGUUAAUUCUGCGUACUUUAUCGUAAACUUUAAGGAUAAAAUAAUAAUAAUAAUAAAAACAACAAAUAGUGGUGACCGUGUCGGAUCAAAACGUUCGACUUGUUGUGUAUUUUUUGCGAUAUUGUAAAAUAAAAAUUGUAUCUGAUAAAAAAUAAAGCUUUCGUCGUACUA